CGUCAAAGUACCACGUGACCAUCCGCCAUUGCAGUAGGCCGAUGGUGGAAACCAUGUCUUGCGUUGUAAACAAGGGCAUAUUUUACGUAAAAUAACCGUGAAUUCUUUUAUCGAAUGGCAUAAUGGUCACUACUUGUGCCGUGAAGGGUUGUCGUAAUCGUGCUGAUCCGGCAGUAAAGCGGGGUUUCUUUCUAUUCCCCAAAAUACGGACACGUGAAUGCAGAAGAACUGAGGAGUUCAGCCGUCGUCGCCGUGAAACCUGGAUAGCCAGACUCGAUAGAAAAGACUGGACACCGUCCCAACAGUCGAGGGUCUGCUCAGAUCACUUCGUACAAGGAAAACCUGCAGGUCUGUUUGACACAAACAACCCUGAUUGGGCACCAUCCCUUAAGCUUGCUGGUGAAUCAGCCCAGAAAAGGAAGGCUAGUCCUACCGCUGCCUGCGUAAGAUCCAGCAGAUCAUGCAAGAGGGAGAGACGAAGAAUGACAGCUGCCGAAUCUUUACUUGGAUUGAGUAGGGACAUCCCUGAGCCAGCCAAUGAUGCAGAGGCGAAGGCAGAUCCAGAGACAUCUGGUGAUUUGGCUGCAGAGAUGGAAGCUGUCAAGGUGCCAAAUGGCAUUAUAUCUCCUCUGGAACAGACUGAGGAAAGGCCAGUAUGUGACUCAACUGUCAAGGUGGAGGAGACUGAGCGACCAACAUCUGAAUCAGUCACAUCAACAACGUCUCCCAUGCCAAGUGAGCAAGACCCCUCCACUGUGCAGUGUGCAAACACUUCUCCAACUUGCUUCAAACAUGAAUGUCAAAACCUUGAAAGGAAAAACAUAAAGCGUAAGGGUUUGAUGAAAGAAGAUGUGACAUCAGAGGACUCGUUCAAAGACAAUGACAGCAAAGUUACUUACUAUACCGGCUUGCCUUCUUUUAAGAUUUUGAUGGUUGUGUUUAACUUUGUCAAGCUUUACAUACACGAGACUGGAUUGGUAGGCCUUAACAAGUUUCAAAUGCUGAUCCUCACCCUCAUAAGACUCAGGCUUAAUCAAUCACUGGAGGACCUGGGGCACAGAUUCCAUGUAUCACAAGCUACGGCAUCUCAGGUAUUCUUGAGAAUUAUUCACACGUUGUACAUAAGUUUACAAGGCUUCGUAGUGUGGCCAGAUCGGGAAGAACUGCGAAAAACUAUGCCAGUGACAUUUAGACAACAGUUUGGUUGCAAACUUGCUGUUGUCGUAGAUUGUUUUGAAAUGUCUAUCGAGAGGCCUUCUGAUUUGUUGGCUAGAGCACAGACUUGGUCGCGCCACAAACAUCACAACACUGUGAAGUACCUGAUUGCAACCGCACCACAGGGCUCUAUCUUGUUCAUAUCCAGUGCAUGGGGAGGACGCGCAAGUGAUAAAUACGUCACCACAAACAGUGGACUCCUCGACAAGCUUUUGCCAGGAGAUCUCGUGCUAGCCAGUCGAGGCUUUGAAAUAGCUGAAAAUGCUGGAUUGAUGUGUGCUGAAGUUAACAUUCCUUGCUCCACCGAAGGAAAACCGAAUCCUAUGAUUCAUGAAAUUGAAAUAACUAUAGCACCUGUGAGAAUGCAUGCAGAGAGAAUCAUUGGGCUUACAUCAUGUGCUAGGAGCAAAUUUGCUAUUCUGUCAAGUACAAUCCCCGUCACCUUGUUGCACAGUGACACUGGGGAUAAACCCGUGAUUGACAAAAUUGUGUCAGUCUGUUGUGCUCUGACGAACAUUUGUGAAUCACCUGUGCCUUUUAAUUGAAUAAAAAUCCAGACGUGCAGAACAAAAACCAAGAAAUUUUGUGAAUCAGUUGUACCAGAAGUUUAUUGCCGUGUGCAAAAACUGUCAAAUAUUUGGAAGACUUUGAAGGUAUGAAAUGUGUAGAAAAGUCUCCACAUACUGAAAUCUUCUCAUCACUGAACCUGGUUACUAUAAUUAUUUAGAUUUGUGGACUUGAAAAUGCAGAUUUUUUAUUUGUUUAAUUGUAAUUUCAGAAAAGAAUGUUAACAAUUGUACAAUUAGUCAAAGAAAACGAUUUUUGUUGUCCAAGCAUGGAGUGACAAUGUAUUCAUUUUGAAAGCCCUUAUAGCCCCAAUAUCUGGUACUUCUUUUUUGCAUUACAAUAUAAUUAUACAGUAUAUUCUGCAACCAAUAUGAAAUGUACAAAAGUAAAGCAUCUUUUACAACUGAUUCAUUCAGUGUUGAGUAACUUGAGUUCAUCUUCAUUCCUUUCACUUAAUUAAAAUAAGACGGACGUUAAGAAUCUUUUGUUUUUACAGUGUCUGCCGCGAUAUGCAUUGAAUCAAGUAAUGUGUAUUUACAGAAGAGGGUUAUAAAGAAUUGUUUAUUCAUCCUACUUUUUUACCAAUGAGGCUGAAGAUGAAAAUAAAUGAGGAACAUGAAGCAAAACAAAU
Patiria miniata (bat star) is the source of this 2413-nucleotide messenger RNA. RefSeq lists its product as uncharacterized. The record is from RefSeq and is a predicted model, not a curated record. The transcript is spliced from 2 exons. NCBI's taxonomy places the organism in Eukaryota, Metazoa, Echinodermata, Asteroidea, Valvatida, Asterinidae. The coding region runs from base 123 to 1760 and encodes 545 amino acids.